This is a messenger RNA of Polypterus senegalus (gray bichir), 6322 nucleotides long. RefSeq names its product regulating synaptic membrane exocytosis 1b (gene rims1b). Gene Ontology annotation, molecular function: transmembrane transporter binding; small GTPase binding. The record is from RefSeq and is a predicted model, not a curated record. Gene Ontology annotation, biological process: calcium ion-regulated exocytosis of neurotransmitter; regulation of membrane potential; regulation of synaptic plasticity. NCBI's taxonomy places the organism in Eukaryota, Metazoa, Chordata, Cladistia, Polypteriformes, Polypteridae. The coding region runs from base 75 to 4025 and encodes 1316 amino acids. Gene Ontology annotation, cellular component: cytoskeleton of presynaptic active zone; presynaptic membrane. The transcript has 26 exons.
AUAUAUGCUCAUAUUGUCAGAGGAAAUUCUGUGCCAGGUGUGGAGGCCGUGUGUCUCUCCGCUCCAACAGCGUUAUGUGGGUAUGCAAUUUAUGUCGUAAACAACAAGAAAUUCUAAAACAAUCAGGAGAGUGGUUUUUUGGAAGAGGUCCACAACCAUCCAGUCAGGAUGGAGCUUUAAGUGAUACUGCAACAUGUGGUGAUGCACCUAGAGAAAAGAAGGUCCGGUCAAGGUCUCAAACCCCCUUAAGCACUGCAGCAGGGUCUCAGGAGGCUCUUAAACCCAUUGUCCUCACUGAUAGAAGCAAGGGGCAGGAGAGCAUGCAGCAAACCAUGUCUUCUUCCAGGUCAAGGAGUGAACCACCGAGGGAGAGGAAAAAGCCCUUACUAACUACAGAACAGAACGGAAAAGGAGGUCAGAAGAAUGAAAGAAAACGCACUCCAAAGACUGUCACACAGCAGACUGAUAAGCAAAAUGAGGACAGAGAAGACAAGAAUCAUAAUGAGAAUAGACGUUCGGGGAAAGCUAGAUUACAGGAUCAUCAAAAUGCCAAUGAGGAAAGUAAAAAAGUUGAGCAAGAGAAACAAAGAAAAGAGGAAGAGUUUCAAACACGGUACCGUAGUGACCCUAAUUUAGCCAGAUAUCCUGUUAAGCCUCACCCUGAAGAGCAGCAAAUGCUUAUUCAUGCAAAAGUAUCCAAAGCACGGCAUGAGAGAAGGCAUAGCGACGUUGCUUUGGCAAAUGCAGAGUUGGACAAGUCAGAAGUUCCAGAGAACCGAUUGGCAAAAAGGUCUCAAAUGAAAGGGACAGAAGAGCGAAAGUCACCAAUGGAAAAUCAAAGAUCUUACUCAAUUGAAAGAACUGGGGAUAUUCAAAUUUCUGUUACUAAACAAGUUUCAAAUCACAGUCCACCUACACAAAGAUGCAUUCUUUCAGUCCAGCAUUCUGAGUCAAAGGACCAGGACUGGAGUAAAAAACAUUUGCAUCUAGAUCCAAGUUCUGCUGCUAUGAUUCGUAAAACCAAAAGGGAAAAAAUGGAAAGCAUGUUGAGGAAUGAUUCUCUUAGUUCGGACCAGUCUGAAUCACUGAGGCCUCCCCCACCCAAGCCUUACAAAACUAAAAGGGGCAAUAUAAGGCAGAUGUCAGUCAGUAGUUCAGAAGAGGAAGGUGGAUCGACACCUGAGUACACAAGCUGUGAAGAUGUAGAAAUUGAAAGUGAAAGUGUCAGUGAAAAAGGUGAUUGGGACUGUUUCCCUUUGGACCCUGCCAUCUGGCAUGUAAGUGAGACUUCACCAAUCAGUUCGCAUCCUGUUACCUGGCAACCAUCCAAAGAAGGUGAUCAUUUAAUUGGUCGAAUUAUUCUAAGCAAGAGGACAACUAUGCCAAAAGAAUCAGGAGCACUGCUAGGAUUAAAAGUUGUCGGGGGAAAAAUUACAGAAAGUGGACAACUUGGUGCCUUCAUCACUAAAGUUAAGAAAGGAAGUUUAGCAGAUGUUGUAGGCCAUUUAAGAGCAGGUGAUGAGGUGCUGCAGUGGAAUGGCAAGUCAUUACCUGGUGCAACAAAAAAAGAAGUUUACAAUAUAAUUUUGGAGUCCAAGUCUGAGCCUCAAGUUGAAAUAGUAGUUUCAAGACCUAUUGGGGAUAUUCCAAGAAUUCCUGAAACUUCCCAUCCUCCACUAGAAUCCAGUUCAAGUUCAUUUGAGUCUCAGAAAAUGGAGAGACCGUCAAUUUCUGUUAUCUCUCCAACUAGUCCUGGAACACUAAGAGAUGCACCUCAAGUACUACCUGGACAACUGUCAGUAAAAUUAUGGUAUGACAAAGUUGGACACCAGUUAAUAGUAAACGUACUACAAGCAACAGACCUUCCGGCUAGACCGGAUGGGAGGCCAAGGAAUCCAUAUGUAAAAAUGUAUUUUCUUCCAGAUAGAAGUGACAAGAGUAAAAGAAGGACCAAAACAGUAAAGAAAAGCUCAGAACCUAAGUGGAAUCAAACCUUUCUAUAUUCCCAUGUGCAUCGGAGAGACUUCCGGGAACGAAUGUUAGAAAUCACUGUCUGGGACCAACCAAGGAUACAAGAAGAAGAAAGUGACUUUCUUGGAGAGAUUCUAAUUGAACUGGAGACUGCCCUAUUAGAUGAUGAGCCACACUGGUAUAAACUUCAAACACAUGAUGUAUCUUCACUACCUCUGCCUCAGCCAUCACCGUACUUGCCACGGAGGCAUGCACGUGGGGAAAGCCCAUGCAAAAAAUUACAAAGAUCUCAGCGAAUUGGUGAUAGUGAUAUCUCAGAUUAUGAUGUCGAUGAUGGUAUUGGAGUAGUGUCAACAGCAGUAGAGUAUAGGUCUCAUGGUAGAGAAAAUAAAUCCACAACACUUACUGUGCCAGAACAACAGAGAACAACACAUCAUCGCUCUCGAUCUGUUUCUCCUCACCGAGGUGAUGACCAGGGCAGGACCCGGUCACAGUUACCAUGUGUGCCACUGCAGAGGAGUUUAGAUGAAAUUCAUCAAUCAAGACGAUCACGCUCACCAACUAGAAACCAUGAUGCCUCUAGAAGUCCAAAAGAUCGUAGGUCUAAAGAUAUGGACACUCAGUAUUAUGCAGAGGAAAGUGAGUUCCUCAUGCUACCCAGAGCAAAGAGAGGGAGAAGUGCAGAAUGCCUGCAUACUACCAGUGAUCUACAGCCUUCUCUUGACAGGGUUAGAAGUGCUAGUACCAACUGUUUGAGACCAGAUACUAGUUUCCAUUCACCAGAACGAGAAAGGAAUAGAUGUUCUCAAUCACUGGAUAGGAGACGGCCUACUAGCCCCAGGAUUUAUAUCCAGCAUGCUUCCCCAGAAGAUGACAGCUGGACGGUGGAGCCUGUUGUUCCAAAACAGGAGACUGUAAAUCAUCUUAGUGCUAAACCCAGAGCAGCUCAGAGGCAGUCAAGAACACUGGAAAGAUGUAACAUCCAAAAACAGAGUAAAAAGUACACUGCAACAGACAAUGAAAGCCUCAAAUAUAUAAAAUUAUGUCUUGUCUUUUAUUGUUUUUUAUUUCCUGUUUAUUUUGAUACAAACAGUGCGUUUACUUCUAAAAUGUACAGCAGACAGAUGAGGACAUCAGGGAGAAACAUGCUGAAGAGCACCAGUGUGAGUGGAGAGAUGUACAACUUGGAGAGGAACGAUGGAAGUCAGUCAGACACCGCAAUUGGAACCGUGGGAACAGGAGGAAAGAAACGCCGUUCCAGCCUGAGUGCCCGAGUGGUGGCAAUUGUCGGCCUGCCAUCACGGCGAAGUAGAAGCACAUCUCAGCUUAGUCAGACAGAGGCUGCCAAUAAGAAGUUGAAAAGUACCAUUCAAAGAAGCACAGAGACAGGGAUGGCAGUGGAAAUGAGAAAUCGAAUGGUCCGCCAGCCAAGCCGUGAGUCCACCGAUGGAAGUAUGAACAGCUAUAGCUCGGAGGGGAAUUUGAUAUUUUCUGGAGUGAGGUUGGGAGCAGACAGCCAAUUUAGUGAUUUUUUGGAUGGGCUUGGACCUGCACAGCUUGUUGGAAGACAGACCCUUGCUACCCCCGCUAUGGGUGAUAUUCAGAUUGGUAUGAUGGAUAAGAAGAGGCAGUUAGAAGUUGAAGUCAUAAGAGCUCGAGGUCUCACAUCAAAACCAGGGUCAAAAUCUCUCCCCGCUCCCUAUGUCAAGGUUUACCUCCUAGAGAAUGGAGCAUGUAUAGCCAAAAAGAAAACAAAGAUUGCACGAAAAACACUUGACCCCCUAUAUCAGCAGUCACUACUUUUUGAUGAGAGUCCACAGGGAAAAGUGCUUCAGGUGAUAGUCUGGGGAGACUAUGGGCGUAUGGACCACAAGUGUUUUAUGGGAGUCGCACAAAUCCUAUUGGAAGAGUUAGACUUGUCUAGUAUGGUGAUUGGCUGGUACAAACUGUUCCCACCCUCCUCCCUUGUGGAUCCCACAUUAGCACCUCUGACCCGCAGGGCUUCCCAGUCAUCUCUUGAAAGUUCAACAGGACCUCCGUGCAUAAGGUCAUAGUGGCCAGGCAGAAGAUUCGGGCCAAUUCUGAACUAAGGAACUGGGAAACAAUCAGAACCAGAAGUAGAAAUGAUCAAAGCUUUGUUGGAGCCAGACAAUCAAUCUUGUUUUUUGCCAGUAGUACAUUUUUCUUGAAAAAAAAUUAAAAGGGGGCUGUUAUGAGUUAAACAAAUAUCACAAAACUGCUUUCAAUUGGCAGAAUCAAGCACCCGUUUAAAUGACAAAAAAUUAACUAAGUUAGCAUCCAUGAAGUUUUGGGAUAGUUCCAAGCAAAACAACAAAAUACACUGUUACAUGAAUCAACUCAAAUAAACUGGAGUGUUUCUGACUUCAUUACAAGUGAAAAACAAAAGCCACACUUUCCUCCAACCUUAAGCAGUGUUACAUUACUGAGGUUAUGUGCCUGUCUUCUGCACUUCCUCUGUAAUGCUGGCUGAGUCCCAUACCAAGGACUCUUUUUAAAGCAGUUGGAAAUGCUAUAAGAGUGAGCUGACGUGGUGCUCUAAAGCACCGGCAACUGCACUUCUGGUUCCUUCAUCAAAAACAGAAUCUCUGUUUACAGCGACUCUCGCUGCUGUUCCUUUCUUAAAUUCUUUUUGUAUACAGGCACACAACUGCAUUAUGAGUAAAGAUUUUAUGUUCCUGUUUUGCAUGAAAGAAACCUAUUUCUUAAGCAGUCUCUUGACAUCAAGAGCUGAGGACUGUUAAAAGCAGCUUCAGACUUAAGUUUGAUGGUACAUUGUUAACUUGUUUUCUUCCUGCAAUUCUACAGAAUUGAAUUUUAUGUGUAUAAAUGUAUAUUUGAUUUCCUGAGAUGUUGACCAAUAAAGGGGGUUUGGUAAUAGGGCACUUUGAGCUGCCCCCAGAGCCUCCCAGAUACAGUAAGUGUGUCUUUUGGCACUUUUUUUUUUUAGCCCUGGACAGAGCAAGGUACAACUUGUUGGAUUUCACUGAAAGUUCUGGUGGAAUGACCUGCACACAUCCAGUGUUUAUUUUAUUUUUAUUAAACUUACAUUUUACAUUAUUUUAAGAUUAAUGCAAGCACAAAAAGCUUGAUUUUUUUACUGCAAAAAAUUUUGGAAAAUGAAGCCAAAUUUAAAGUUUGCUUUUUAUCCAUUUCAUUUACACUGCCUUGAUUUAAAAAAGACAAAAAGAGCAAAUAAAAAUGCUACCCUUACAGAACUUCUGUAAAUGUGAUAAAACACACAUGCCCACACCCGCACAAGCUGCAGACUGAGCAGGUGCAAUGCGAAAUUUCUUUCUCAUCCUUAAAUGGGCCAUUUUCUUUUAAGAACAACAAGUAGUGCAGCAUGACUCUUGAGCUGUUCAAAGCUGCAUGCACAUUUUGUAAAACAGAAACAAAAGAAAACAAAAAAGGUUAUUUAAAUAAAUGUGUGUUAGUUCCACAUAGGCCAGCUUGUAUGUUGCAUGUACUUGUACAGUUUGCUCGUACUUAAUAUAAAAAGAUAAAUAACCAAGAAACUGAAGCCAUUCAUUUUUGCGUAUAGACAUUUUGCAGAUUUUUUGUGCUCCAGCCUGUGUCUCAGUCUGGUGCUAAAUGUCUAUAUAGCGAUUUUAUUUUUUACCCUAUGGAAAAAGUGAUGUAGUACAGACCAAAAUCCUUCCAAUAAAUACUUUGGUGUAGAUCUGUGGGGCAGAUGUAGAAACUGUGUACAAACAAGAUUUUGAUUGCUAUAUAUAUAUAUAUAUAUAUAUAUAUAUAUAUAUAUAUAUAUAUAUAUAAAUAAUAAAUAAAUAUACUGGCUGCACCUAGCUAUUAUCUGUUAAUAAACAGGCAAGGUCAUAUUUGCCAUGCAAUUCUUUAGGCUAAUAAGGUAGAUAACUGCUCGACCUGCUGAGCAGGAAGAAUGAAAGUGUUGGUGCACUACAUUAUUAUUAUUAUUAGAUAUUAUUGUUUUAGUGUAACAAUGGCCAAAUUUAACUACUGGUAAUUGGAUGGUAUAUUUCUACUGAAAUCAGUUGUCUGAACAUUCCCCUGUGCUUCUAAAUGAAUUUCCAAAUCAUGUCAUGUAAACAUGUUUAAUAAAGUUUACUUUCCAUGUCCAGUAAGCCUGACUUGUUUACUUUGUCAGUAUUAAAAGUAAAAUGCUGAUGGUUUACAAUUAUGUGUUUCACCUAGAAAAUGAAAAUAUUCAAUUGCACCUUUUCCUCUUUGUAUUACAGAUGUGGCUCCAAUGACUCGUGUAUGUUUUAUUAAAAAAAAGAAAAUUUCUUUACAUCUAUUGUUACUAGUUACUUUUUAUGAUCUACAAAUAAAAGAAUGUGUGGAAGACUAA